This is a messenger RNA of Triticum turgidum subsp. durum (durum wheat), 1062 nucleotides long. The record is from the annotation of a GenBank genome assembly. NCBI's taxonomy places the organism in Eukaryota, Viridiplantae, Streptophyta, Magnoliopsida, Poales, Poaceae.
AUGACAAAGAGAAGUAUUGGUUCAGAUGAAGACCUGCGUCUGCAUAGAACAAUGGUGAAACGAAAGAAACAAGGGCUUCAACUGACCAACCUGCCAACGGAUAUUCUCUGCAGUAUCCUGUCACAAUUGCCGAUAAAAGAAGCUGUACGGACGAGCAUACUGUCAGAACAGUGGAAAUGUCUUUGGCAUCACCACCCAAAUCUAGUAUUUACUCUUAGCUCGAUGUUGCCAAUUCCUCGUACCUUACCGUUAACACCCAAUGAUGAUGAGCCAAGGAAACAUGAGUUUAUUCAGAGAGUCGAUGCAGUCCUACAGCAGCACAGUGGUGUGGGGGUUGAGAACGUUCAGUUUCGGGCUCCAUUUGAAGAUGACCAAAGGGAUCAGAUAAAUAGAUUGGUGAACUUUGCUAUUGCAUCCAAGGCGAAACAGCUUAUAUUUGAUUUCUUAACUGCCAGCCCUAUGAGGCCACCAUAUAACUUCGAUUUGCGGCUUCUCGAUGACAGUAAUAGUUUACACUUGCGAUAUGUAAAACUCUGUUCCGUUUCUCUCAAGGUGCCUGCGGAUUUCAACGGUUUUCAGAACCUUAAAUGGAUUUGCUUGGCAGGCACGAAUAUUACCGAUGAUGACCUUCAACUUUUAGUGUCCAGCUGCUGUGUUUUGGAGUUACUUGGAAUUGCUAGCUGUAGAAUGCUUACAAGGGUACAGCUAUCUCAUCCUUCAAAUCCACUGAAGCAUUUGCACGUACAUGACUGUCGCUUGCUUCAGGCGAUGGAGUUAAACUUUGGUCUGGUAGAACUUGAGUACAGUGGCCCAUCGAUACUGUUGUCAGCUCCUGGAACUUUGCUUCUCAAAAAUAUGUGCAUCGAGUUGAAUGAUAUGUGUCCUUCUCUGGAAUACAUCUCUACGAAACUUGAUAAUAACGUGCCUCGUCUUGAGAUGCUGACUCUUCAUUGCACCGAGUCAGAAGAGGACUUCGUUGCCAGGAAAGCUGCACAAAUUUUCUUAUCUAAAGCACCUGAGACUGGAGCUGACUUUUUUGGGUGCUCCGAGAAGCAAGAGUGA